Molecule: messenger RNA, 1836 nt
Organism: Mucor velutinosus
Lineage: Eukaryota; Fungi; Mucoromycota; Mucoromycetes; Mucorales; Mucoraceae
Exons: 4
Coding region: 1-1836 (611 amino acids)
Source: RefSeq, a predicted model, not a curated record
AUGAAUUCCAAAACCAGGGGCAGGACAUUUGAAUACAAUAGAGACAUGGCAGCAAAAUCAUUUGACACACUUGGUAUUUAUCCCACCGCCAAUGAUAUGAAUCAGUUGCAUUCUACACUUGCCACACUCUCAUUGCAACCUAGAGAGUAUCAGCUUCACAAUGACAGGAAUCCCCUUGAUCUACUUGUCUAUGAUGAUGAUAUUCAAGGAGUAAAUCAUGCACUUACAGUGGAUCCAUGCAAAAAACGAGAUGCGAGUUGUGAUCAACAGCAACAGCAGCAAGACGAGACCUUUUGGUUAGCUGUGGCUGACACCUACCCCAAUAGAGAACCAUCUUUCAAUGUCUUGUUGAUAACAAAACUCAGGGCAGGCAUUCAACCUACCCACAUGCGAGGCGCUGUAUGGAAAGCGCUAUCCAGCGCCCACGCCUUACAUUUGGAGCCCUUGUAUCGUCAAUUGAAGAAUGAACCCUCACCGUAUGAAAAGCUGAUCCAGCGAGAUGUAUCAAGGACGUUUCCACAUUCAGACAUGUUUGGUCAAGAGAGCGGACAAAGGGCACUGGAACGUGUAUUGCGUGCUUAUAGUCUGUAUGAUGCGGAUGUGGGUUAUUGUCAGGGCCUUGCAUUCUUGGUGGGUCCCUUACUACUUCAAAUGUCCGAGGAAGAUGCGUUUUGUGUGUUUGUACGUCUGAUGGAGACCUACGGACUGAGAACACUUUUCACGCUGAGAAUGGAAGGGCUUCACCUCUGCUUGUUCCAAUUCGAUGUGCUGUUACUGGAGCAAAUACCUGAGCUACAUGCCUUCUUGAGCGCUCAGGGCAUCCAUCCUCAAAUGUAUGCCUCACAAUGGUUUCUUACUGUCUUUGCUUACAUAUUACCGCUUCCGCUCAUCUUUCGCAUAUACGACAUCAUGUUGGCUGAAGGUGUUACUGAAACUGUCAUGCGGAUAGCACUCGCUUUGCUCAAGAAAUCAACGCAUCCUAUUGUCGCCCUCACCGAAUUUGAAGACGUCAUGAAUUAUCUAUCGACACAAUUGAUGACACCUUUUCUAAAUAGCUUUGAUGCCGUUAUCCAACAUUCAGUCGAGUACAGAGACAUUGUGACAAGGAGCAAACUAGACGCAUUGGAGGAACAGUACACUAUUCUGAGGAAUAACAGCAUAAGCAAGAAGCAACAUAUACCCAAGCCAUCCACUGAUGGCAAAUCACGCAAGCGACCUAAAGGCUGGUUUGGUACAAUCAAAAGAUCAAAGCCAGCAACAUCUGCUAUGGAUCUACAGGAGCAACAAACAAAGGGCGAUGAAACACGGGUACUACAUCAGCAGAUCGAGGAUCUGGUAUUGGCAUUAUCACAUGUGCAAAAGGACAACACACUGCUAAAAGAACAGAUUGAGCAUUUAACACAGCAGCAGCAGCAGCAGCAGCAGCAACAUCAACAAAUCAAGCCAAAUCCAUCAUGGCAUGCUUACAGUUGCAGUGGUGCGCCAUCCAACAACACUCUGACUUGUUACUGUGAGCUUCAAAAGCAACUAACAGCAGCCAAAUCAAGAAUCAGUGAUUUGGAGGUGGCGCUACAGCAACAACAGCGAUCAUCUACACUAAGCCGAUCCGGAUCAAUCAACAGUGACAAAUCAUCCUACUCGACAUCAUCCUCAUCCACACUUGGCUCGCUCGGAUCAGCUCCACCAUCGUCUGCAUACCUCACUAGCAUACCGCUCACUGAAAAGGAACUCUUUCUGCAUCAGCAAACAAUCAGCAAAAAAGAGCUCAUGCUACCAUCGUCCUACUAUUAUGCUCGCAACAGCAUAAAGAACAGUUGGAAAUCGAUGUCAACCUAA